GCCAGCCUAUAUAGUCUUGUUGUAAAGUAGCAAUACUUUUGCUGUCCCGACUGAUCUUUCUUUUAGCUGAGAGAAAUUCAGAGUCCUGCUUGUUGAUGUCAAACUGUAUCUCACUGGAGUGCAGAAGUAGGUUGAUGCUAAAAUCUGGGUCAUCGGUCCCUUUUACACAUGUUCAGAGCUCCCGACAGGGGCAGCAGGAGUCUGUAACAAAACGCUCCACAUGGCAGCCGAAAGAGAGGACUGAAUACAGGCUAGAAUGAGAUGUGUGUGUGGGGGGAAUAGAGCAGAUGGAGCACCUGAUGAAAUUUGUGUUAGCCCCCAAAGCUGCCGUCAGAGGAACAGGAUGCAGGGACCGUCUAGCUGGUAAAUGCCUGCAGGCUGUCAAUGUGUGGUGUUCCUGGAGACAGUCUUUAAGGAGAAGUGUUUGGGGUGAGCUGCUGACCUCCCUGCAAGCCGGACCCGGCGUCCUAUCUCUGAUCUCCUGCCAAGGAGAUAGCAGUUGCUGCACACUCUACACCUGACCCCCACCCCUGCCCCGUCCCAUCCCUGCUGUCACCAUGGUGCUGUCACAGAGACAACGUGACGAGCUAAACCGAGCGAUAGCUGAUUACCUUCGUUCCAAUGGAUAUGAAGAGGCAUAUUCCGUUUUCAAAAAGGAGGCAGAAUUAGACGUGAAUGAGGAAUUGGAUAAGAAGUAUGCAGGUCUUUUGGAAAAGAAAUGGACCUCAGUCAUCAGAUUACAGAAAAAGGUGAUGGAAUUAGAAUCAAAACUGAAUGAGGCAAAAGAGGAGAUUAAUAUAGGUGGGCCAGUUGGACAGAAGAGAGACCCCAAAGAAUGGAUUCCCCGUCCUCCUGAGAGAUACGCCCUGAGCGGCCAUAGGAGUCCUGUCACCAGAGUCAUUUUCCAUCCUGUUUUCAGCGUCAUAGUCUCUGCCUCAGAGGAUGCAACAAUAAAGGUAUGGGACUAUGAAACGGGUGACUUUGAGCGGACCCUCAAGGGCCACACAGACUCUGUGCAGGACAUUUCCUUUGACCAUACUGGAAAGCUGCUAGCCUCCUGUUCAGCGGACAUGACCAUUAAGCUCUGGGACUUCCAGGGCUUUGAGUGUAUCAGGACCAUGCACGGGCAUGACCAUAAUGUUUCAUCUGUAGCUAUUAUGCCCAAUGGAGAUCACAUAGUUUCUGCCUCAAGGGAUAAAACCAUUAAAAUUUGGGAGGUGGCCACUGGGUACUGUGUCAAGACAUUCACCGGCCACAGAGAGUGGGUGCGCAUGGUGCGGCCCAACCAAGACGGGACCCUGAUCGCAAGUAGUUCUAAUGACCAGACGGUGCGCGUUUGGGUGGUGGCCACAAAAGAAUGCAAGGCGGAGCUGCGUGAGCAUGAGCAUGUUGUGGAGUGCAUUUCUUGGGCCCCUGAAAGUGCCCAUCCCACCAUCCUAGAGGCGACUGGCUCAGAGAGCAAGAAGAGCGGGAAACCUGGUCCUUUCCUGUUGUCUGGUUCCAGAGACAAGACUAUCAAGAUGUGGGAUGUUAGCACUGGCAUGUGCCUUAUGACACUGGUUGGCCAUGAUAACUGGGUGCGUGGGGUUCUUGUGCACCCUGGAGGAAAGUUCAUCGUGAGCUGCGCUGAUGACAAGACUUUGAGGAUCUGGGAUUACAAAAACAAGCGCUGCAUGAAGACCUUGAGUGCCCAUGAACAUUUUGUUACCUCUCUGGAUUUCCACAAGUCAGCUCCAUAUGUCGUCACCGGGAGUGUAGAUCAAACAGUAAAAGUGUGGGAGUGUCGCUGAUCGUAC
This is a messenger RNA of Sinocyclocheilus grahami, 1796 nucleotides long. RefSeq names its product lissencephaly-1 homolog A. Bases 558 to 1790 code for a protein of 410 amino acids. Gene Ontology annotation, biological process: retrograde vesicle-mediated transport, Golgi to endoplasmic reticulum; endoplasmic reticulum to Golgi vesicle-mediated transport; intracellular protein transport. The transcript has 11 exons. The record is from RefSeq and is a predicted model, not a curated record. NCBI's taxonomy places the organism in Eukaryota, Metazoa, Chordata, Actinopteri, Cypriniformes, Cyprinidae. Gene Ontology annotation, cellular component: COPI vesicle coat. Gene Ontology annotation, molecular function: protein binding.